AUGUCAGAGUUUAAGCAUGGCUUCAGUAGUUUCAUAGAUCACUAUAUACUCUUGCUGGCAGCACGCUUUAACGCCCCGUUGGAUGCUGUAACUCUCUGCAGCAACAAUACCAACAACAACAACAAUAAUAAUAACAAUAACAAUACCAACGACGAGAGUAACUAUAAUAACAAUCCGAUGGAGUUGUGGGAGAAUGUGGCUCGAUGUGUACAAGACGUCCUCGCCCACCCGCAGACACCGGCGGAGCGGCGGGAACUCGCCCACAUCGACGUCAGUCUUUUCACCGCCGAGGUCUGCCGCGACCGCGCACUUUACUUCCGCUGGCGCCUGCAGCAACAAACACCCGAGGCACCAACCGCCCCGCAGCUGACAAAAACAGACGGAAAGAUUAAAAAGAACCAUGGAGUGAGACCAUCCGGCUUUGAUAUCACGAGGGACUCUAUAAAGGAUGAAGUAGAGGCAAUUUAUGCUGCUGUACGUGCGAGUCUCCCCAGCACACUUGGGAUACAAAAGAGGGGCUCAUCAACUACAGAAGAAGGUAAAGUAGCACAUAUGAACUACAAUGGUAAUAGCAAUGCCAUAAUGGAUGGAUAUGAGGAAGAAAGCGAUGUUGAUGACAGUGAAGUGGAAGUUGUAGAAUUUGCAAUGCGUACUGAACAGGAAGAAUCACGAGAUCGUGUGAUUGCGGAGGCUCGCGAUGCUCUUCUUACAAAGAUACAGAAACUACAGGCAGAGUUUUAUUCAGAACACAGACGGUGGGUGGAUGUUCCCUAUGAUAUGGACAUUACACCUGCUGCUAUUGCGGCUGCUACUACUACAUCUUCUUCUUCUGUAGUUGAUGGAGUUGGUAAAGCGUGUAAUAUGGAUUACCACAUAGAAGCAACUCUGCAAGAAAAUACAACAGACGAAGAAUUUCCACACAUGUUGUCUAAAUCGGCUAUGCGUGAGGCGCUAGAUACCGCAACACCAACGAAGGCUUCAUCAUUAAAGAAUGCAACAACACCAACAUCCAAAGUAGCAGAAGCAGCUAUUUCAUCACCAAUGGAUUUCAUUGAGGUGUUAAAGCGAAGUGUUCAUGUCAAACGUCCGCCACGUCCUUCACAAAUGCGAGAGGAAGACUACAAGGUAGAGUAUGGCGAUAUUCUGCUUUCACAGCCAAACGGUAAUGACUUUGAUGCCGCGGCUGAACUUGCUGUUUACAGGAAAGCUGCUGAGAUCAGUGGUCUUCAUCCGCCUGCAGCAGAGGUGGAUAAACCACAGCGACAAGAACAAGGACUUGGGUUACGUUCAGUAAAUGCUGUUGCCGCAAUGGAGUCAGUACCUCAAAGAUCACGGGGAAAUAGAUGGCGUGUAGUAGAAUACGAUAAUGACAGUGACCAAGAGAGCGAUGUCAUGGAUUGA
Molecule: messenger RNA, 1401 nt
Organism: Trypanosoma theileri
Lineage: Eukaryota; Euglenozoa; Kinetoplastea; Trypanosomatida; Trypanosomatidae
Exons: 1
Coding region: 1-1401 (466 amino acids)
Source: RefSeq, a predicted model, not a curated record